Messenger RNA from Komagataella phaffii GS115, 1176 nucleotides. RefSeq names its product putative protein kinase, overexpression causes sensitivity to staurosporine. The transcript has a single exon. Gene Ontology annotation, biological process: mitotic DNA damage checkpoint signaling; protein phosphorylation. The record is from RefSeq and is a predicted model, not a curated record. Lineage: Eukaryota; Fungi; Ascomycota; Pichiomycetes; Pichiales; Pichiaceae. Gene Ontology annotation, molecular function: protein serine/threonine kinase activity; ATP binding. Gene Ontology annotation, cellular component: nucleus. The coding region runs from base 1 to 1176 and encodes 391 amino acids.
AUGUUUGAUGGUCUGAAAAUCAGUUCCACUAGUAGGCCUCGUCAGGGCAAAGCGAAGAGUGAUACCAACCUAUGCAUUGAUACCCAUGAUACCAUCUCUAAAUCGUUUGACGAUGAUGCCUCCUCCGACAAUGAGAUAUUAUUUGACUCACAACAAUCACCAGAUAUGACCACCAUCAGUGGUAGUUUCCAAUCGCCACUUACCCCAUUCAUCGUAGACUCUGCUACCUUUACUCAUAAACCAAUAUUAUUAGAAUUAGAGAACGAAAUCUCCUCCAUAUGUGCAAGAGUUCAAGGCUCAGUGCCAAAGUCCUCACUUUGCAUAGAUGAAAGGCUCUAUUCUGUCAAAAUAGGAAGACUUGUUGGAACCGGUGGCGACUCAAGAAUAUUCGAUUGCACUCUUACCGGUAACGUUCCCAAUAUACCACUUCCACGUGAACCACUCGUGAUUAAGAUACCUUUGAAUAAAUACGGAUGCCGAUACAUUGAACGGGAAGCACAGGUGCUUUCAAAGCUCAAUGGAGAUACCCGAUUUUUGCAUUCGUAUGGGCUGUACAACCUAUCCUCCAAAGAAUAUCCUAGAUGUCCAAAAGAUACCCAGUUUCCCUCCCUAGUAUUACCCAAGAUGGAUACCGAUUUAGAAAAUUUUAUAAACUCCUUAGACGCUGAUGAGCAUGUGGAGGGAGUCUUUAUUGGAAAAGAUAGAUGGUGGAGUUUAGCAACCUGUCUUUUCCAAGGCCUACUCUCAAUGGAACUUUCUGGAAUUGUCCAUUGCGAUUUAAAAACAUCAAACAUUUUGAUGAAGGGAGAGUCCUUCUCAAUUGCAGACUUUUCUUCUGCAAGAUUUUAUUAUAGUUCUCCUGUUGACAAGGAGCAAAGAGGUACCCUGACAUUCACUGCUCCAGAGCUGUUGAAGUUGGACGCUGAACCUCCAAGUUUCCAUACAGAUCUGUUUUCCGCAGGUUUGAUUCUUCUCCAUGCCGCCACAGGCAAGGAGCCUUACAGUGGAAUUCAUAACAAUACACAACUGAUGCUGCUAGCCAAAACAGGUGCUAUUUGGAAGUUACUAGAUCCCGAAUCCCUUUCAAGGCUGAAUGAAGACAGCAACAUUUAUAAGAUGCUGCAUAUGAUCCUCGUGGAGAGAUGCCAGCUACACCAAUUACAGAGCUACUUCUGA